Molecule: messenger RNA, 3022 nt
Organism: Acanthopagrus latus (yellowfin seabream)
Lineage: Eukaryota; Metazoa; Chordata; Actinopteri; Spariformes; Sparidae
Gene: mtmr6
Product: myotubularin related protein 6
Exons: 15
Coding region: 207-2189 (660 amino acids)
Biological process (GO): dephosphorylation
Cellular component (GO): nuclear envelope
Molecular function (GO): phosphatidylinositol-3,5-bisphosphate phosphatase activity
Source: RefSeq, a predicted model, not a curated record
ACCAGACGUGUUGACGUUGUAGCCGGAACCCUUAUGCGGAUGAAGGGAGUAAAAUAAUUGACAAUAAAUACAUAUCGUAUGCCUCCGACAAAGUAAGGCCGGUUUGGUUCGGGCACUGACACCACCAUAUCAUCAAUGAUACACUUAUCUGCGGAAGGCGUCGUUUGAAGCUUUGCAGUCGCUGACAGCUGUUUCGACUCGGAGAAAUGGAGCAUAUCCGAACGCCAAAGGUGGAGCAGGUGCGACUGCUGGAUCGCUUCAGCAACAAAUCCACGAAUGGCACACUGUACCUCACAGCCACACAUCUCAUCUUUGUGGAGAGCAGCUCUAAUAACUCAACAUCUGCCGGACAGGAGAUCUGGAUUUUACAUCAUCACAUAGCGUCCGUGGAGAAGCUCUCCCUGACCACCUCAGGUUGUCCUCUGGUCAUCCAGUGUCGCAACUUCAGGGUGGUUCAUUUUGUAGUACAGAGAGAAAGAGAUUGCCACGACAUUUACAGCUCGCUGCUGCGUCUUCUACGGCCUGUAUCCUAUGAGGAGCUCUACGCAUUCUCCUACAACCCCAAACAGAACGACCAACAGCGAGAGGAAGGAUGGCAGCUCAUCGACCUCGGGGCGGAGUUUGAGAGGAUGGGUGUCCCCUGCGACCAGUGGCAGCUCACCGACGUCAACAGAGACUACAAGGUCUGCGAGACAUAUCCACGAGACCUGUAUGUUCCCAUCACGGCCAGUAAGCCCAUUAUUGUGGGGAGCUCCAAGUUCAGAAGCAAAGGACGCUUUCCUGUACUCACAUACUUCUACCAAGAAAAGAAGGCAGCAGUCUGUCGAUGCAGUCAGCCUCUCUCUGGGUUCAGCGCGCGAUGCUUGGAGGAUGAGAGCAUGCUGCAGGCCAUCAGCAAGGCCAAUCACAACAGCCGAUAUGUUUACGUCAUGGACACCAGGCCGAAGUUGAAUGCACUAGCUAACAGGGCAGCAGGUAAAGGCUACGAGAACGAGGACAACUACUCCAACAUCCGCUUCCAGUUUGUAGGCAUUGAAAACAUCCACGUAAUGAGAACCAGCCUGCAGAAACUGCUAGAAGUGAUUGGGACUCGCUCUCUUUCCAUGAGUGACUACCUGGUCGGCCUGGAGAGCAGUGGCUGGCUGCGGCAUAUCAAAGCUGUUGUAGACGCAGCCAUCUUUCUCACCAAGGCAGUAACAGUGGAAGGAGCCAGCGUGUUGGUUCACUGUUCAGACGGAUGGGACAGAACAGCCCAAGUCUGCUCGCUGGGGUCUCUGCUUAUGGAUCCUUACUACCGCACCAUCAAGGGCUUCAUGGUACUGAUAGAGAAAGACUGGAUCUCCUUUGGCCACAAGUUUGCCGACAGGUGUGACCAGUUGGACGGGGAUCCAAAGGAGGUGUCGCCUAUCUUCACUCAGUUCCUGGAGUGUGUCUGGCAGUUGACCGAGCAGUUUCCACAGGCAUUUGAGUUCAGUGAGUGGUUCCUGCUGCAGAUCCAUGAACACAUCCAUUCCUGUCAGUAUGGAAACUUCCUCGGCAACAAUCAGCGACAGAGGGAAGAGUUGCAGCUGAGAGAGCGGACUCACUCUCUGUGGGCAUUUCUAAUGAGCGAACGACAGAACUACUUGAAUCCGUUCUACAGCCCUGCGUACUCUGAAGCGCACCCUGUGCUGGUGCCUUCCACUCUGCCCUACAAUUUCAAGUUCUGGAGGAACAUGUACCACCAGUUUGAUCGGUCCAUGCACCCACGUCAGUCGAUUCUCAAAACCAUCCUUACUCUGAGAGAGAACAGCCGCAAGGCAGAGAGCACACUGCAAGCACUGGAGAGCCGGCUCCAACAACUUGGUGUGACCCCCAUCACGACCUCAGACCCCCCUGCGGCUCCACCCACCAGAGACCAGCGGUCCAACUCCAGCGCCUACCCACCCCGACCCGACUCCCUCAUCCUUGGGGCUCCCAUCAACCCCAAAGAAGUGCAGCGGCAGCAGGAGGAGGAUGACGAGCAGGAGGAGGUGGGCGAAGAGGCCACAGAGAGCACCGAUACAGAGCGGACAGUAGAGGGCAGCAGCGGCACCGAGAGCAGGAAGCAGAGCUACGGAGAGCUCGAAGGGACAUACAACAGCGAGCUGGCCAAAGAGGAGCCAGCUGUUGUCAGUCUGGAGUUUGGGGUAGCACGCAUGACCUGCUGAGACCAAACAGGGGGAUUGUGGGAUACUGAGUGAGGGGGUUUACUGAAAAUGAGUGCGUGUCAAGGGGAAGCUGUCAUUCUGUGCGUGAUGACAUGCUGAUUACGCAAUGGUCCUGAAUCGGCAGAGUGGAUGAAGUCGUAUGUCUGUAUAGUCUGAAUCUCAAUGGAAAGCCUCAUUAUUAUGUCAUAUACUGCACCUAUAGGCGAAAAGCUUGUUUUUUUAUGAAUGUUGAAAAGCACUAUAAAGAAUUAAUGAAUAGGAUAAGAGAAUAAAAAUUCAUCCCAAAAAAAAAACUGUCUCCUAGUUGGUUCCGUUUUACUUCCAUCAAUUUUUAAAACCCACAGCCUUGAUAUUCUUAACAAGUUGUCAUAUUUCAGAGCAUGAAAACCAACAGGAAAUCACAUUUUCUGGCACCAGAAAUAUUUCAUCUCAUCUAAAGCUUUGAAUCCAGCCUAAUCUGAAUGUUCUGGUGACCUGAGCUGGUUUUACUCCAAUGUGAUUAUCAUUAAGGAUAAUCUAGCACUGGAAAUUACUUCUAACUGCAGCUUCUAACUGCAUCUGACCGAAUACAGUUCAAGUUGUUUUUUAAAGUCAUCACUAGACAUUUCAGUUAUUUAUGUAACUAUUACGGUGACUAUGGACAAAUGGGCUGUGACGUUCAGACCCUGCAUGGGUUCAGCUGUCAAAGGUCGCCCUCAUUUUUCAUCUCACAUUGAUCGGAUAAUCCGACUUGCUAACGUGCAUUGAUCCCAUAUCCUAUUGGUCGUGUCUGUAUGCCAUGUCAGUGAUUUAUUGUAUAUGACAGCUGACCCUGAUCGGUGGUCAAUGUCACA